CAUAGGUUUACUUGUACAAAUCACUGCUUGAAAAACUUCCAGUACAAAGUUAUCUAAAGACUUUACAAUGCCUCCACGACCAUCAUCUGGUGAACUAUGGGGCAUCCACUUGAUGCCACCGAGGAUCCUUGUGGAGUGUCUUCUCCCAAAUGGAAUGAUAGUGACUCUAGAAUGCCUCCGUGAGGCCACCUUACUGACUAUUAAACAUGAACUCUUCAAAGAAGCAAGAAAAUACCCUCUCUAUCAGCUCCUUCAGGAUGAAUCUUCUUACAUUUUUGUAAGUGUUACGCAAGAAGCAGAGAGAGAAGAGUUUUUUGAUGAAACACGGAGACUUUGUGACCUGCGACUAUUUCAGCCUUUUCUAAAAGUCAUUGAACCAGUAGGUAACAGAGAAGAAAAGAUUCUUAAUAGAGAAAUAGGUUUUGCUAUUGGCAUGCCUGUCUGUGAAUUUGACAUGGUUAAGGAUCCAGAAGUACAAGACUUCAGAAGAAAUAUUCUUAAUGUUUGUAAAGAAGCAGUGGAUCUUCGAGAUGCCAAUGCACCACAUAGUAGAGCAUUAUAUGUCUGUCCUCCAAAUGUAGAGUCUUCACCUGAGCUACCCAAACACAUAUACAAUAAGCUAGAUAAAGGGCAAAUUAUAGUGGUGAUAUGGGUAAUAGUCUCACCAAACAAUGAUAAGCAGAAAUAUACCUUAAAAAUCAAUCACGACUGUGUGCCUGAACAAGUUAUUGCUGAAGCAAUUAGGAAGAAAACACGAAGUAUGUUGCUGUCAUCUGAACAACUGAAACUUUGUGUCUUGGAGUACCAGGGCAAAUAUAUUUUAAAAGUGUGUGGCUGUGAUGAAUACUUGCUAGAAAAAUAUCCACUGAGCCAGUAUAAGUAUAUAAGAAGCUGUAUAAUGCUUGGUCGCAUGCCCAAUCUGAUGCUGAUGGCUAAGGAAAGCCUGUACACCCAGCUGCCACUGGACACCUUUACGAUGCCGUCUUAUUCCAGGCGUAUCUCUACAGCUACACCCUACAUGAAUGGAGAAGCUACAGCCAAAUCCCUCUGGACUAUAAAUAGUGCUCUCAGAAUAAGAAUCCUCUGUGCAACUUAUGUAAAUGUGAACAUUAGAGACAUUGACAAGAUCUAUGUUAGAACAGGUAUCUACCAUGGAGGAGAACCUUUGUGUGACAAUGUGAAUACUCAAAGGGUACCUUGUUCUAAUCCCAGAUGGAAUGAAUGGCUAUUGUAUGACAUGUACAUUCCUGAUCUUCCACGUGCUGCUCGGCUCUGCCUUUCUAUCUGUUCUGUUAAAGGCCGGAAGGGUGCUAAAGAGGAGCAUUGUCCGUUGGCUUGGGGAAAUAUAAACAUGUUUGAUUACACAGACACUCUUGUAUCUGGGAAAAUGGCUUUGAAUCUUUGGGCAGUACCUCAUGGGCUGGAGGAUUUGUUGAAUCCUAUCGGUGUUACUGGAUCGAAUCCAAAUAAGGAAACUCCAUGUUUAGAGCUGGAAUUUGAUUGGUUUAGCAAUCCUGUAAAGUUUCCAGAUAUGACUGUGAUCGAAGAGCAUGCCAAUUGGACGAUAUCACGUGAACUGGGGUUUAACUACAGCUAUGCGGGGCUGAGCAAUAGAAUAGCUAGAGAUAAUGAAUUAAGAGAAAGUGACAAGGAGCAGCUGCGAGCCAUAUGUACACGAGAUCCUUUGUCUGAAAUCACUGAGCAGGAGAAGGACUUCCUCUGGAGCCACAGACACUAUUGUGUGAAUACUCCAGAAAUUCUGCCCAAAUUACUUUUGUCCGUUAAAUGGAAUUCUAGAGAUGAAGUGGCCCAGAUGUACUGUUUGGUAAAAGAUUGGCCUCCAAUCAAGCCAGAACAAGCAAUGGAGCUUUUGGACUGUAAUUAUCCAGAUCCAAUGGUGCGAGCUUUUGCAGUUCGGUGUCUAGAGAAGUACCUGACAGAUGACAAACUGUCUCAGUACUUAAUCCAGCUAGUACAGGUUCUGAAAUAUGAACAGUAUUUAGAUAAUCAGCUUGUGAGAUUUUUACUCAAGAAGGCACUGACUAAUCAAAGGAUAGGACACUUCUUCUUUUGGCAUUUAAAGUCUGAAAUGCACAAUAAAACUGUAAGUCAGAGGUUUGGUUUACUUCUGGAGUCCUAUUGUCGAGCGUGUGGAAUGUAUCUAAAGCAUCUCAGCAGGCAGGUGGAGGCUAUGGAGAAGUUGAUUAACCUCACAGAUAUUCUCAAGCAGGAAAAAAAAGAUGAGACCCAGAAGGUACAGAUGAAGUUUCUUGUUGAACAAAUGAGACGGCCAGAUUUUAUGGAUGCUUUACAAGGUUUUAUCUCUCCUCUUAAUCCUGCCCAUCAACUGGGAAAUCUUCGGCUUGAGGAGUGCAGGAUAAUGUCAUCUGCAAAAAGGCCCCUUUGGUUGAACUGGGAAAACCCAGAUAUUAUGUCUGAGUUGUUAUUUCAGAACAAUGAGAUAAUCUUUAAAAAUGGAGAUGACUUGCGACAGGACAUGCUGACACUUCAGAUAAUCAGAAUUAUGGAAAACAUCUGGCAAAAUCAGGGUCUUGAUCUUCGGAUGUUGCCUUAUGGUUGUUUGUCUAUUGGUGACUGUGUGGGACUCAUCGAGGUAGUCAGGAGCUCUCAUACAAUCAUGCAGAUUCAGUGCAAAGGAGGCUUAAAAGGAGCGUUGCAGUUUAACAGCCAUACAUUGCAUCAGUGGCUCAAGGACAAGAACAAAGGAGAAAUGUAUGAUGCGGCUAUUGACUUGUUUACACGUUCUUGUGCUGGCUACUGUGUUGCUACCUUUAUACUGGGCAUUGGUGAUCGCCACAAUAGUAACAUCAUGGUAAAAGAUGAUGGACAACUGUUUCACAUUGACUUUGGGCACUUCCUCGAUCACAAGAAGAAAAAAUUUGGUUAUAAAAGAGAGCGUGUGCCAUUUGUCUUAACACAAGACUUUUUAAUAGUGAUUAGUAAAGGAGCCCAAGAAUGUACCAAAACAAGGGAAUUUGAGAGGUUUCAGGAGAUGUGUUAUAAGGCUUAUCUAGCAAUUCGGCAGCAUGCCAAUCUCUUCAUAAAUCUUUUCUCCAUGAUGCUUGGCUCAGGAAUGCCAGAACUGCAGUCCUUUGACGAUAUUGCAUACAUUCGCAAGACCCUUGCAUUGGACAAAACAGAACAGGAAGCUCUUGAGUAUUUCAUGAAGCAAAUGAAUGAUGCUCACCAUGGUGGCUGGACAACAAAAAUGGACUGGAUCUUCCACACAAUAAAACAGCAUGCUUUGAACUGAAAUGAAAGCGAAGAAAACAAGAACUGAUAGCCCGCUUUGUGGGUACUGCACUGUUCAUACCCGUUAGCAGCAAAGACUGGUUGCAUAGGAAUUGCACAAACAACAAAAAACGUUAGAAUUUAUGGCGAGAAAGGAGACGAACUGUUCAGACAACUGUCAAAAAAUAAUGUAAAACAGGGUUUCAGAUAGCACUGAAGUUGUACACUUCAAAAAAUUAAGCUUUAGUAUGAUAUGUGGUUUCAUGUUAUGCCUUAAGCCCAAAAAGGUAAACUUGGAAGAAUGUUUCCUUUUUUCAUUUGAUAGGAUAAAUUAGAAGGAAAAAGAAGAUAGUGCUAGCAUGAACAUAGAGUCCAUCAGAUAUUACCUUAGAUCUGGUACAGCCGGUGGAGACUAUGCUGGAUUGAGAAGAGUAGAAAGAGAGUUCAAGUGAUAGCGAAUAUUUAAAUGCAGCAUAGUUUGAAGGGAAGGAGUUUUAAACUCAAAGAUCUAAAAACAAUUGAGAGGACAGUGCCUUUUAAAUGUGCUCAGAGGCAUUAACAUUUAUGGGAUUUAGAUGACCCUUUGGUUUCUGGGUCCGUCAUCUGCACAGUUUCUGAAAGCAGCAGGAAAUAGGCCCAUUCAGUAUGGUGUUUCUUCUGCUCAGUAUUUCUAGGGGUGCAAUUCAUACCUUCACAAAGAAACUCCCUAUCAUCCCCAAAAACUGACU
Molecule: messenger RNA, 3980 nt
Organism: Opisthocomus hoazin
Lineage: Eukaryota; Metazoa; Chordata; Aves; Opisthocomiformes; Opisthocomidae
Source: RefSeq, a predicted model, not a curated record